This is a messenger RNA of Hipposideros armiger (great roundleaf bat), 1388 nucleotides long. RefSeq names its product insulin like growth factor binding protein 2 (gene IGFBP2). The record is from RefSeq and is a predicted model, not a curated record. NCBI's taxonomy places the organism in Eukaryota, Metazoa, Chordata, Mammalia, Chiroptera, Hipposideridae. The coding region runs from base 103 to 1023 and encodes 306 amino acids. Gene Ontology annotation, biological process: regulation of insulin-like growth factor receptor signaling pathway. The transcript has 4 exons. Gene Ontology annotation, molecular function: insulin-like growth factor I binding; insulin-like growth factor II binding. Gene Ontology annotation, cellular component: extracellular region.
GGCAGCAGGGGAGGAGAAAGAAGCCCAGGAGGCGGCUCCCGCGCUCUCAGGGCCGUGCCACCUGCCCGCUUGCUCGCUGCAGUCGCGCUCACCGUCGCCAACAUGCUGCCGAGACUGGGCGGCCCCGCGCUGCCGCUGCUCCUGCCGCCGCUGCUGCUGCUGCUGCUGGGCGCGGACGUGCGCGCCGAGGUGCUGUUCCGCUGCCCGCCCUGCACGCCGGAGCGCCUGGCCGCCUGCGGGACCCAGCCAGCGGUGUCUGGGGCGCCCUGCGCCGAGCUGGUCCGGGAGCCGGGCUGCGGCUGCUGCUCUGUGUGCGCCCGGCUGGAGGGCGAGGCGUGCGGCGUCUACACCCCGCGCUGCGCCCAGGGGCUGCGCUGCUAUCCCCACCCGGACUCCGAGCUGCCUCUGCAGGCUUUGGUCCUGGGCGCCGGCACUUGCGAGAAGCGCCGCGACGCCGAGUACGGCACCAGCCCCGAGCAGGUUGCAGACAAUGGCGAUGACCACUCCGAGGGAGGCCUGGUUGAGAACCACGUGGUCGGGACCACGAACAUGUUAGGAGGCGGAGGCAGUGCUGGCCGGAAGCCCUUCACGUCGGGCAUGAAGGAGCUGGCGGUGUUACGGGAGAAGGUCACGGAGCAACACCGCCAACUGGGCAAAGGUGGCAAGCAUCACCUCGGCCUGGAGGAGCCCAAGAAGCUUCGGCCCCCACCUGCCAGGACCCCCUGCCAGCAGGAACUGGACCAGGUCCUAGAGCGAAUCUCCACCAUGCGCCUUCCAGAUGAGCGGGGCCCCCUGGAGCACCUCUAUUCCUUGCACAUCCCCAACUGUGACAAGCAUGGCCUGUACAACCUCAAACAGUGCAAGAUGUCUCUGAACGGGCAGCGUGGGGAGUGCUGGUGUGUGAAUCCCAACACCGGGAAGCUGAUCCAGGGAGCCCCCACCAUCCGGGGGGACCCCGAGUGUCAUCGCUUCUACAAUGAGCAGCAGGAGUCUCGCGGGGUACACACCCAGCGGAUGCAGUAGACCACAGCCAGCCCCAUGGCCAGCCGGUGCCUGGCACCCCUGUCCCACCCCCUCUCCAAAGACCUGCAGAGAGGAGAGUGCUUGGGUGGUGGGUGGGGGAGGAUUUCCCAGGAGAUCUGACACAUGUAUUUAUAUUUGGAAAGAGACCAGCACCGAGCUCGGCACACCCCGCCCCCAUGUCCCCCCAGUGCCUUGCCCCUCCCAGCGGGAGAGGCCUGUACCUUCCCUACUCCAGCCCCUGCUGGGGAGGAAGGGGUGGUUGCAGAGGCAGAGCUGGGGUAAAGGUUUGGGAGGGGGGAAACGGAAUUUUUAUUUUUGAACCCCUGUGUCUCUUUUGCUUAAGAUUAAAGGAUGGAAAAAUAAAG